Molecule: messenger RNA, 1964 nt
Organism: Benincasa hispida (wax gourd)
Lineage: Eukaryota; Viridiplantae; Streptophyta; Magnoliopsida; Cucurbitales; Cucurbitaceae
Product: ethylene-responsive transcription factor CRF2-like
Biological process (GO): regulation of DNA-templated transcription
Molecular function (GO): DNA binding; DNA-binding transcription factor activity
Source: RefSeq, a predicted model, not a curated record
AAAAAUAGCUGGUUUCGAUUGGCCACUGUGCUUUUUCUUCUCUGUAUCUUAUCAUCUCCUUUGCUUUCCUUCACUCUAUUGCCCGCCAUUGUUUCUUCUUGUUCUUCCUCAUCUGUUAUCUUUUCCUUCCAUUUCUUUAGAGAAACGUAGGAGAAUACCAGAAGUAGCAAAGUGUCUUCAAACAGCCCUUUUCUUUAGGUGGGUUUUUAACUUUGGGGAUUUUCAAGAAAAGAAAAAAAAAACUUUGGCCCCUUCUUUCUCUAGCCUCCUUUUGAUUUUUGCUGGUUUCUUUCUUUCUGGGUUUUCCCAUUUUUUGCUCUGUUUUUUUUUCCCUUUUGGGUGUUUGUGUAGCUUCAAUCUCACGCUCGCACACUUCCUUCCCCUUCCUUUUCCUUUUCAUGUGUAACUUUCCUGAAAAAUUUCUCGUCCUUUAAUGGCUUUUUAAAGAGGGGGUUUUAAAAAUACCAUUAAUGGUGGGUUUCACUCCGUUUCAGGGCUUUCUUUAACGUGUUUUCUCUUUCAGCUUUCUUUUUCCUUGUUUAUUCCUUCUUCUGUUUACUCGCUAUUUCAUUCCCUUUUGCCUUCGCUUUCCAUGAGAAUCUGAUUCAUUUAACUUGUAAUGAAUAUGGAUUUGGACUCUGUUUUUCCCUUCCCCAUCAAAUACACCGAGCAUCUCAACCAUGUUAAGCUCACUUCAAUGCCGGAAAUCAGGCCUAGGGUUGUACGGAUUUCCGUCACCGACGGUGACGCAACUGAUUCCUCCAGUGAUGAUGAGUCUGAAAUGUUUGGUCGCCACAGAGUCAAGAAAUUUGUGAAUGAAAUUACGAUUGAGCCGUCUUGUUCUGGCGAAGGGAACGGAAUCUGGGGUCUGAAUAGAUCGGCGAGGACUCGCCUGAGACGCUCCACGGGAAAAUGUGGGGCGCCAUCGAGGAAUCGUCGGUCGGCGAAGGGUACUCCCGGGAAGAAGUUCCGUGGUGUGAGACAGAGGCCAUGGGGAAAAUGGGCGGCGGAAAUCAGAGACCCACUCCGCCGUGUACGCCUCUGGUUGGGAACUUACGACACGGCGGAGGAAGCCGCUAUGGUUUACGACAACGCCGCCAUUCAACUCCGGGGACCCGAUGCACUCACCAAUUUCACAACCCAACAACCAAAAUCGUUCGACGGAAAAUGCUCUGGCUACAACUCUGGCGAGGAAUCGAACAACAUUUGCUCUCCAACCUCCGUCCUCCGAUGUCCUUCUCCACCCAUCGAAGAAGCCCAAUCGCAAAUCCCCGGCGAGCAAGACAACUCGUGCGUGUCGGAAAAUUUCUCGUCGGAGUUCUCCGACUUCUCGAGCUGUUCCGAUACCUUCAUUCCCGACGACAUUUUCGCCUUCGAAACUUCGAUUCCAACCUUAUUCGAUGAUAUGGGCCUACAAAAUCAGACCAACUUCUUCAGCAACGACGGUUUCUUCAACGGCGUAUUUCACAGUCCGGUCGAAGAAAUCGGAUUCGGGUUCGAAUACCCGACUCCACCACCCGACGAUUUCUUUCAAGACUUCAGUGAUGUGUUCGGGUCGGAUCCUCUCGUCGCACUCUGAAGCUUUUCCGUCGCCGUUUCAUGGCAAAGUUUUGCUCCGGCCGGUGUUCUCUUUUAUUAUUGUUUUUAAUUUAAUUCUGUAAUUGUGCGUGUUUUUUUUUUUUACUAUUAUUAAAUAUGAAUGAGAGAAGGUGUCCGUCACGUUAACGGCGAUGGAUGAGUUUGUUUAUCUACAUGUUCAAUUUCCUUUUUUCGUUCCGUUUCUGGACCGUUUCCCUUUGUAACAGAGCCACGUUUUACUUAUUCACGUGACUGGCACGCUUAGAAAAAGAUAAACCAAUAGUACGGAGGAGACUACAGAAUCCCUCCAAGUUUUUCUUUUUUAAAAAAGGAAAAUUUGAAUACACGUGCAGAGCACACGUGCCACUCGACCGAGCCUGGCUACC